Sorex araneus (European shrew) is the source of this 978-nucleotide messenger RNA. RefSeq names its product olfactory receptor 1F1-like. The transcript is spliced from 3 exons. The record is from RefSeq and is a predicted model, not a curated record. Gene Ontology annotation, molecular function: olfactory receptor activity; G protein-coupled receptor activity. Gene Ontology annotation, cellular component: membrane. Bases 1 to 978 code for a protein of 325 amino acids. NCBI's taxonomy places the organism in Eukaryota, Metazoa, Chordata, Mammalia, Eulipotyphla, Soricidae. Gene Ontology annotation, biological process: G protein-coupled receptor signaling pathway.
AUGAGAGGCUCCAACCAGUCGAGCGUGUCCGAGUUCCUCCUCCUGGGGCUGUCCACCCAGCCCCGGCAGCAGCAGCUCCUCUUCCUGCUCUUCCUGACCAUGUACCUGGCCACGGUGCUGGGGAACCUGCUCAUCCUCCUGGCCAUCAGUGUGGACGCCCGCCUGCACACCCCCAUGUACUUCUUCCUCGGCAACCUGUCCUUCGUGGACAUCUGCUUCACCUCCACCACCAUUCCCAAGAUGCUCACCAACCACCUCCUGGGCACCCAGAGCAUCUCCUUCGCCGGCUGUCUCUCGCAGAUGUACUUCCUCUUCAUGUUUGUGGACAUGGACAACUUCCUGCUGGCUGUCAUGGCGUAUGACCGCUAUGUUGCCAUCUGCCACCCCUUACACUACUCAGUAAAGAUGACCCCUCAGCUCUGUGCCUUGCUCGUUGCUGGGUCGUGGAUCGUUGCCAAUGUGAAUGGCCUCUUACAUACGCUGCUGAUGGCUCGGCUGUCCUUCUGUGGGGACAGUGUUAUCCCCCACUUCUUCUGUGAUGUCACCCCGCUCCUGAAACUCUCCUGCUCGGACACAUCCCUGAACGACACGAUGAUUCUGACUGAGGGCGCCCUGAUCAUGAUCACCCCCUUUGUGUGCAUCCUGGUUUCGUAUAUCCACAUCUCCCGCGCGGUCCUGCGCGUCUCGUCCACGCAGGGCAGGUGGAAGGCCUUCUCCACCUGCAGCUCCCACCUGGCCGUCGUCUCCCUCUUCUAUGGCACCAUCAUAGCUGUGUAUUUCAAUCCCUUGUCCUCGCACUCAUCUGAGAAGGACACUGCGGCCACCGUGCUCUACACGGUGGUCACCCCCAUGCUGAACCCCUUCAUCUACAGCCUGAGGAACAGGGACCUGAAAAGGGCUCUCGGGAAGGUGCUGACGAUGCGUGCCCUCCAGAUCAUCGAGCCAUUCCCCAGUCUCUAUCUGGACAUUCUUACUUGA